This is a messenger RNA of Bacidia gigantensis, 3813 nucleotides long. RefSeq lists its product as uncharacterized. The coding region runs from base 1 to 3813 and encodes 1270 amino acids. Gene Ontology annotation, biological process: endosomal vesicle fusion; macroautophagy; protein targeting to vacuole. Lineage: Eukaryota; Fungi; Ascomycota; Lecanoromycetes; Lecanorales; Ramalinaceae. The transcript has 5 exons. Gene Ontology annotation, cellular component: late endosome; HOPS complex. Gene Ontology annotation, molecular function: protein binding. The record is from RefSeq and is a predicted model, not a curated record.
AUGGCGCAAGAGGGUGGAAAUGACGAUAGAGAAGACGAAGAAAUCACGAAGGUUGCUUCUAAUGGCAAGCUAUCCAAUCCAGACGCAGAGGCGCAGGACGAUGCUUCUGAGGAGGAAGAGGAAGAGGAGGAACCUCGAUUGAAAUAUGCGUCCUUGACUAGGCAUCUCAGAUCAGUCUAUCGGAAUGGAGACUCCACUAGUGCCUUCCUCGUCGCUGGAGACAAGAUGCUUGUUGGAACUCAUAAUGGCCACAUUUCGAUCCGCUCUUUUCGCGCUCAUCAAGCGUCGAUCACAUCGGUCUCAGUAUCCCCAUUCCCGCCCCCGUUGGCCGCUACAAAGGUCGAAGGCCAUCACCAAAAGCCAGCACACAAGACGAAGGCUCCCACUCCCUCAGCUCCAAGAAACGCCAAAGAUUCACCGCAAAGCAAGAACACUCAACAGCCACCUGUUCCUCUAAUACCAUCGAACGCUAUAUUCAUAGCCUCCUCCUCAAUAGACGGUCAUGUUUUCGUGACAUCCCUCACAGAUCCAAAAGAUGUACAGCUGCGGAAUUUUGGAAGACCUCUUCAUGCUGUCGCGUUAUCACCAGAGUUCAAAUCAGAUCGAUCAUAUUUGUCAGGAGGUCGUGCAGGUAGCUUGGUUCUGACCGUUGGAGGCCAAACUGGUACAAAGUCAGACGCUACGACUACUGGCGCUGCCGCGUCGGCCUCAGGAUGGCUGGGUUCAAUUGGUCUGGGAUCAAAUACUGGCAAGGAUCAAGUCCUACAUUCAGGAGAGGGCGCAAUCAGUUGCAUAAAAUGGUCUCUGUCAGGCAAGUACGUUGUAUGGGUCAAUGAGCAUGGCAUCAAAUUCAUGAGGUCAAAUCUGCAUCUUGAGUCCAUGGAAUCCGACUUAGCUUGGAAGCGCAUGAAACACAUUGAUCAUCCAAACCGCCCAGGGUGGGAUGAAUUGGCUGGGAUAUGGAAAGCUCAUGUCGAAUGGAUCGAUGAAGCAGGACUGGAGUCAGACGAGUUAUUUCCGACGAAAUCACCAAAUGAUGGUGUAGCAGAGCCAGCCGACAUUGAACGCCUCAGGAUGACCCAAAAAAGCAGGACGAUAGAGAAACUUGUUGUAGGAUGGUCUGGAACCAUCUGGAUUGUCAAUGUGCACCCUGCUGGUGCAAAGACAGCAAAAGCGCCCGCUCAGGACAGAGCUGGACUUGUAGAGCUUAUUACGAUUUUACGAAUGGACUGUAUUAUAUCUGGAAUUUCGCUAUAUACCCCAAAACUAUUGCUUAUACUUGCUUAUGUUACACCAGAAGAGGAUACUACCCAAAAGACGACGAAACGAGGGCUCUCCCGGCGUCAGAAUGCUUCACAACCCGAAAUGAGGAUAGUCGAUGUUACAACUAAGAAAGAAGUCAGUGUGGCGGACACGCUUCACAUUACUCGCUACGAGAGCCUUUCUGCCACAGACUACCACUUGAGCGUCUUGCCCGCCAUCCGCAUGCGCACCAACACUGCGAACCAGCGUGGAACGCUGGAAGCUAUUGGUGGUGGCAUUGAGGCUAUCGGCGGUGGCAUUUGGGAUGCAACCAUGUAUCCGACCAAACUCUUCAGCAGUAGUGCUAGUGUUCGGAGCAGGGACAGUACCAGCCCCAGUAAAACAGGCAGCGAAGCAAACGCCAUAACGGACCUUAAAGCUGCUCAAAUAAAAUAUCCUAAAGCUUUUCAAACACAAGAACCCAAGACCACACAGCUAGAAGACUCACCAGAUCCGUCCAUCUUGACGCAUGGGAUGAAGAUUUUUAUUCAAAGUCCUUACGAUUGUAUCAUUGCAACGAAGCCCACCCUACCUGAUCAUUUCAUCUGGCUAGACAGCCACGCAAGAUAUGAGGAAGCGUGGAAUCUGUUAGAUCGUAGUCCGGAGGCGGCAGCCACUGCUCCAGAAGACCGACUUUCCGACCGCUCUCCCAGCACUCCUACAGAUAAUAGCCUAAGUGAUUUCUUUGCAGAUGAUCAGUCUUUGGUGGCUCCCUCAGAGAAGCAAACCAUUCAGCUUCGCGCCAAAAAGGAAAAGAUCCGUGUUGGAGAGCGUUGGGUCGAUCAGCUCGUCACCACCCAGGACUGGGAAAUUGCUGGUAAAAUAUGCGGUCAGGUUCUGGGUACUCCUUCUGCUUGGGAACGGUGGAUCAGGGUUUUUGCCCAAGCGGACAAGUUUGAUGAUAUAACACCAUUCGUGCCUUACGACCAUGAUCAGGGUCCUCUUAGUCGCCCUGUGUACGAACUUAUACUAGGUCAUUACGUAUCCCAAGAUAUACCACAAUUCUGUGACUUACUCAGACGAUGGCCCCCUGAGCUCUUUGACGUCGACAGUAUUAUUGAGACUAUCCAUGGCAAAUUCAAGUCUGGAGAAAUCAGCGAAGAUUCGGUGGAAGACAAUGAAGCGGGUAGAGACUGGCGUCUUCUCAUGGAAAGCCUAGCAAGACUCUAUUUGGCUGUUGGCCGACCUCGAAAGGCACUUCGCUGCUACAUACGCCUCCAAGAUGCUGAUGCAGCAAUGAGUCUUAUAUCUGAAACGCACCUCGUCGAAGCGGUAGCAGAUGACAUCCCAGGCUUCAUUCUCCUCCGUGUGAGCAAGGAUCAACAGCGUACCGCUUCAUUGUCUGAUCUUGCCGAGCUCACACUCGAGCCAAUUCGUCUUCUCGUUACAGAAGCGCAUCGUGGUGUCGUUCUCCCCGAAUCAGUCAUCCACCAACUCAAUAGCCGCUACAGUACGCCCAAUCCAUACCUAUUCUUCUACUUCCGGGCUCUGUGGCAUGGUGAUACCUCAACUGAUCAAACCACCUCGAGAUCCACACCCAAAGAAGAGCGUCUCUUAGUUCAAGAAGGCAAAAACCUCGUUUCUGAUUACGCCGACACGGCCGUCGCCCUCUUUGCUGAAUAUGACCGUGACCUACUAAUGACAUUCCUCAAAGCCUCUCAAUCCUACACUCUAAGCUCUGCAUCCAAAAUCUGCGAGCAACGCAACUACACACCUGAGCUCGUCUAUCUCCUCUCCAAAGAAGGGCGCACAGCGCAGGCACUACGUCUUAUAAUCGACAGCAUUGGCGAUGUCAGCCAAGCCAUUCAAUUUGCCAAGGAACAGCACGAUCCUGCCCUCUGGGACGACCUGAUCGAAGAAAGCAUGGACAAACCCUCUUUCAUCACAGGCCUACUGAAAGAAGUCGGCACAUCCAUCGACCCGCUCAACCUGAUCCAGCGUAUUCCCUCAGGCCUAGAAGUGCAAGGUCUGAAGGAUGGCUUGCAGCACAUACUCCGCGAAUUCGAGGUCCAAGAGAGCAUCAGCCGUGGCGCAGCAAGAGUACUCCGAGGUGAGAUCAACCGUGCAAUGCAAAGUCGUUCUUCAGGGUUGCGUAAAGGGAUCAGAUUCUCCGUGGCCGCGCAUUCGAAGGGCAAGAAGCAGGCCACCAAUGCCGGGCCGAAAGAGAUCAAGGCAAAAGAUAUAAAGCCCGGACAUUGUGCGGGCUGCGGCGACGCCAUCAACGAUCGAGACUCUCACCAAGCCUACCUAAUAGCCUUCCCCUGCGAACCCCACCCCCACACAUUCCACCUGUCCUGCCUCCUACGCCACGCCUUCCCGCCCGGCACCGAGCCUCCCUCAAUUCUCCGUGAAUUUCUCGAACCCUCCGAUCCCGAUGACGACGACGACUGGGCUGAGCACGCAUGGGAUAGAAGUGUGGGGCCGAAGGUUGAUAGAGCGAGAUUGAUUGGGACGGUGCUGGGGAAGGGAUGUCCGCUUGAGGGUGAGGCAGGGGAGGGCGAAGAGUCGUGA